CCACUUCGGACUGAGACAUAUUCGUACGGUAUUCAGUCGUUAAACUUUUCAACAGGCUAACAAUAAGUAGAUGUAUUGAAUCGAUCCCCCUAUUGCCAUCUUGAUGAUAAGGAAGAACAUUCAACCGAGGACACACAGCGAAUAACGCUACAGAAUGAUACACAUACUCUCAGGGUUUUGAUGUACAUCUUCCCUCGUCAAUUUAGGCUUCACAAUGUUUUCACGUCUGAGGUCAAUUUCAAAGAGACGUCUCAGCGGCUCAAAGACUAUACUCUACGGGAAGAGGAGAUUUUUGAAAAGUUCGGCCGGCUUAAUGAGCCGACUACUCGAAUCCGUACGCCCAAACGAUUAAGAGGCACUGCCAUAGAGUUAGUACGAAAAUUACAGAUUCUACAUCAACGCUGCUCAUACUCAAAGCUUCUGCAAUAUUACUGUCCUCUUCAUGCUUCACUCGACCGUAGAGAAUUGGAGCCAACUGAGGUUUCCAAUACUCGUAAACUGUCGCGCAAAGUAGGCGUUUUGCGGACAAAGCCCGCACUACCAUCACAGGCUCCAAUACAGAGUGACCCGACGUCAUCUGUUUUUGAUCUGGAAACGCCGCCGGCGAAAAUAUCUGCCUUCUGCCAGGCAGUCUUAAAAAAGAUCGUGCCAAAUCAGUUUUGGGGCAGUGGAUCCGUUGCCGAGCAUAACGAGACAAUGUUUCUGAAGAAAGUAAAUCACUUCAUAUUGUUAAGACGCUUUGAAAUUGACCGAGAUAGACUGGCUUGCACCACCUUGGCUCAGGUCGAAUAAAACCUCUCAGACGGAUAUUAAAAAGCGUCAUGAACUUUUCGUUGAGUUCCUAUACUUCCUGAUUGACUCUCUGCUAAUCCCACUCAUACGUAGUAAUUUCUACGUUACGGAGUCAAACGCCCAUAAAUAUCGGUUAUUCUUCUUUCGUCACGAUGUUUGGCGCUAUGUUGCGGAACCUGCGAUGGCUUCGCUCAAAAGCAAAAUGUUUUCUGAAGUCAACCUU
Hypoxylon trugodes is the source of this 1015-nucleotide messenger RNA. RefSeq lists its product as uncharacterized. Gene Ontology annotation, biological process: telomere maintenance via telomerase. Gene Ontology annotation, molecular function: telomerase RNA binding; telomeric repeat DNA binding. Gene Ontology annotation, cellular component: telomerase catalytic core complex. The transcript has 3 exons. The coding region runs from base 181 to 792 and encodes 203 amino acids. NCBI's taxonomy places the organism in Eukaryota, Fungi, Ascomycota, Sordariomycetes, Xylariales, Hypoxylaceae. The record is from RefSeq and is a predicted model, not a curated record.